Laetiporus sulphureus 93-53 is the source of this 240-nucleotide messenger RNA. RefSeq lists its product as uncharacterized. The transcript has a single exon. The record is from RefSeq and is a predicted model, not a curated record. NCBI's taxonomy places the organism in Eukaryota, Fungi, Basidiomycota, Agaricomycetes, Polyporales, Laetiporaceae. Bases 1 to 240 code for a protein of 79 amino acids.
AUGUGCGUGGAAGAACAAGGCAUAAAAUAUCACUUGUGCAGUAUGAUUUACAUUGGUGAGUUUUAUUUCACUGCAAGGAUUGUUGACAUGAACAGUCAAACACAGUACAAUGAUAGAAUUGUUACAGGUAAUGCUCAAACAUUAGAAUACCCUGUGAAGGUGGCACACUGUACUCUCCUCAACAAAGCACAUGGUAGAUUUAGCUCUGUAGCAAUUUACACUAAACUUUGCUUAAUCUGA